Molecule: messenger RNA, 1722 nt
Organism: Acanthosepion pharaonis
Lineage: Eukaryota; Metazoa; Mollusca; Cephalopoda; Sepiida; Sepiidae
Source: the annotation of a GenBank genome assembly
AUGGCGGAAUAUUCGUACAUUGCAAAUCUGAUAAAGAAUUCAAUAUUCCUGUUUUCUUUCCAAUAUCUCGAUCCUUCUCUGUCCUUUGAUGAUGACUUCUCCUUUCUGCAUUCCUUAUCACUUUUACCAUUUGAUUUCUUCCGGUUUUCCUUCUUUCAUCUUCUUCUUUUAUACCAUUUUCGUUCUUUUUUCUUCUCUCGGUUCUAUGUCAUUCCGUCUUCAUUCUAUCUUUCUCUCAUCGUCAUGGAGUUUUCUAUUGAGUGUCUUUCUUUACUUCGUUAUUUCUUUCUUUCUUUCUUUUUCUGUGUUAUCUCGUCAUCCAUUUUUUCUUUUAUCUUUAUGCUGCCCUUCCAUCUUCUUGCUGUCGUCUUUAUUUUAUACGGAAUUCCAUCUUUCUUUCUUUAUAUUCUUUUUCCCUACAUUCAGUCAUUAUCGGUUUCUUUCGAUUCUCUUUCUUUCUUUUCUCUUUCCUUCCUAUCUUCCUUCCUUCCUUCCUUCCUAUUUUCCUUAUACUAUCAUUAUGCUACUUAUCGGUUCCUUUCUAUUCUAUUUCUUUUUUUUUCUUUCCUUCCUUCCUUCUUUCCUUCUUUCUUUACUUAUACCGUCAUUAUACUUCCUAUAGAUGUCUUUCUUUUCUCUGUUUUUAUUACUGUCUUUCUUUCCUCUUUCUUUUUUUCUAAUGUCAUUAUAAUUCCUAUACGUUUCUUUCUUUUCUCUGUUUUUAUUCUGAUUUUUCUUUCUUUCUUUCUUUCUUUCUUUCUUUCUUUCUUUCUUUCUUUCUUUCUGCUGUUUCUUUCUUUUUUCUGUUUGUAUUCCUGUCAUUCAUUCUCUCUUUCUUUUCUUCCUUCCUUAUACUGCCAUUAUGCUUUUGCGGUCUCUCUCUCUCUCUCUCUCUCUCUCUCUCUCUCUCUCUCUCUCUCUCUCUUUUGCUUUCUCAUUCUAUCACCCGGUCAUUAUGCUUUUUACUGCGCCUCUUUUUUUCUAAUUUUUUUUUCUCUCUUUACUUUUAUUCAUUUAUAUAAUUUAUCUUCGUAUCCGCUUUCAUUCUUUCUUUUUAUUUUCAUUCUUUUUGUUUUAUUUACCUUUCUUUUCUCUAAUUUUUUUUUUAGAUUUGUUCUUACGUGUCUUACUUUUCCUUUCGUUUUUACUUUUAUCUACAUUUCCUUUCCUUCCUUGUUUCUUAUUAGAUUUUUCUAUUCUUUCUUUUCUUGUUACUUUACCUUUCUUUGUUCCUUUUUCUGGGCAUAUUAUUUGGUUAGCCAUUUUAAUAUUAUUUUCCUUCUAUUAUUUGUUUGUUUUUUCUUGAUUUUCUUUUUUUGUUUAUUCUUUGUUUUUGUCUUCCUGUCCUUCUUCCUUUCUAUUUCUUCCUAUCUUUCUUUCUUUCCUUUUUUUCCAGUCUUUCUUUCUUUCUUUCUCUUUCUUCCUAUCUUUUUUUUCAUUUCUCUUUUUUCUUGCCUUUCUUUCUUUCUAUUUUUUCCUGUCUUACUUCCUUUCUAUUUCAUCCUGACUCUCUUGCUUUCUUUUUCUUUUCUUUCUUCCUUUCUUCUUUUCUCUUUCUUCCUGUCUUUCUUCCAUUCUAUUUAUUCUUGUCUUACUUCGUUUCAUUUUAACCGCCUUUCUCUCUCUCUUCCAUUUUUUUAUUCCAGUCUUUCUUUCUUUUCUCUUUCUUUCUGUCUUUAUUCCUUUCUGUUUCUUCUAUUUUCUCUCUUCAUUUGUCUCUAA